Cryptomeria japonica (Japanese cedar) is the source of this 3107-nucleotide messenger RNA. RefSeq names its product G-type lectin S-receptor-like serine/threonine-protein kinase At5g24080. The transcript is spliced from 9 exons. The coding region runs from base 802 to 2712 and encodes 636 amino acids. Gene Ontology annotation, molecular function: ATP binding; protein kinase activity. Gene Ontology annotation, biological process: protein phosphorylation. The record is from RefSeq and is a predicted model, not a curated record. NCBI's taxonomy places the organism in Eukaryota, Viridiplantae, Streptophyta, Pinopsida, Cupressales, Cupressaceae.
UCCAAUAAUUCCUCUUAUAUCCUCAUAUAAAUAGUUAUUAAAUAUUCUCAUCUCGGGCCUUUAGGGCUGGUGUGGAGGGAUGUUCUGGGUUGAAGGAGGCAGAGUGACCUUCAACGGCACAGUUUGGGAGUGGGAAAAGCUUACGGGUUAGUGAUCAGAGGCUAAAAUGGCGGUCAUAGAGAGGAACGUGUUGUAGAGCUCUCAAAAAGCCUUGUCUGCAUUACACGUGUCUUUCUGAAUGUUGAAAGUUGGGUUGAUUUGAAUCAACCAUUUUGUAUGUCACGAAAUCUGAUCUAACAUAAUUUAGAUGAGACUACUCAUGACUUUCUCCGUAGACUUUCUUUCGAUCUAAAUAACACAGCAUUUGACUGAAAAUGAUAAAAUUUUAACUUGUAAUUUUACUUAGAGGGUUUUUUUCAUUGUUCGGGAAAGAUGAGCUUUUGAAAGAGGUUCGGAUUUUUUCCUCAGGUUAAAUGAGAUAAAACAUUGAAACCCUAUACAUAUUUGAAAAACAGUAACAAUUAACAGUAGCAUAAAGACUGAAAAUUGAUAGACAAUACAAAAUCCCGCCCCACCAGCCCUCUGGGUGUAUCCAAUGUGUAUCCAAUUUGUAUGGUUUAAGUUUCACUGUUCAAUUCGUUUGACCCUAGUUUGAAUCGAGUGCCUCAAGAAACUAUUGAACUUAAAUUCUCUUCUGUUUUUCCAAUUGACUGGGCUUAAGAUUGUACAAUUCUUCUCGUAAAGUUGGGAUAUUGAAUUUAUCAGUUUUCUAUUUGGCCUCUGAUCUAUACACUUAAUUCAAUGGACUCCGAUCCAAGCAUUCAAAACGGAAUAGAAAUGGACUUGGAACUUCUUAUACAGCAUAUAGAUGGUGCGUUAUCUGCCGCUGUGAUUAACAAGAGCUGCCGUAGUGACAAGGGUGAAGGUGGUACGGAAUUCUCCGAUUUUGUUCAGCCUGCUUCUUCUGCAUUUAUCGAACUAUUAGAAGGACGGAUCUCGGAGGGCUCCAAGUUAUUUUCAAAUCAGAAACCAUUUUCCUCGAGCACAUGGGCUACUGACGCAAGAACAGUGGCUGUGGAUGUUCUCAGAGGAGUGAGUAAUAUCCAUUGGAGUGCAGUUGGGCUGUUAGCAGUGGCGAUUGUCCUGGAAAGGCUCGACAAAAUUUCCUCAAACGACAGAGAAUGUGUGGAUCUUCUCCGAGGGAUGAAUGACUUGGCAAAAUGUAUUAAGCAGCUUCAGGAAAUCAAGGCUCAUUUGCACAAGGAGAUAAGAGAAAAGAUGUCUGAGGGUGUUUAUCUGAUAAUAGCUGGAGCAUUGAUGUGUACUUCUGUUAUUCGAUCUAAGAAAUUAUCAAAGUUCCUGCUGUCUACAAAGAUACGGGAAGAGCUUAAUUUUCUAAGAGGACAAGUAGAUCGUAUGUUCAGAGAUAUUAUGUUACAAGUGCAACUGAAGACACUAUUUUCUUUUAUGUCAUAUACGUCACUUCAAUCCACACCAGAAGCUCCAGGUGGGAUUUGGUUGCAGUCUGAGAAAGAUGUCGCUGAAACUUCAUCCCAGGGACAAAUUCAUAGAAAUGCAAUUUCUUUCAACUCACAGCAAACAAAUCACCACCAACCUUUUAACUGGAAUCAUGGUCACUCUUCACAAAUUGCAAGCCAUAGGAGGAAUAAUCAUUAUCAAAGGACAGGAAUAAUAUCACGCAUUGUUCGGGGAAUCAGGGGAGGCAGAAAAACAGUGGGUGAUGAAAAAUACGAGCGUUUGGUCUUGCAGAAAGGAAUGAAGGAUUUAGAUCGAGGCACAACUGUGUUCCCAUUCAAUGAAAUUCAGAUUGCAUGUCAAUAUUUUCACCCAAAUAAUAAGCUAGGAGAAGGGGGAUUUGGGUCUGUAUAUAAGGGAACUUUUGCAGAUGGUAAGCAAUUGGCCAUAAAGAGAUUAUCUGAAGAAGGAAGGAGCUUAUUUACGAAUGAAUGGGGUAUUGCUUCACGUUUACAACAUCGUAACCUUGUAAAGCUGUACGGAUUUUGCAUUGAAGGAGAGGAGAUAUUGCUUAUUUACGAAUACAUACCUAAAGGAAGCCUUCAAGACCUUUGCUUCAAUCCUUCAAAGGUCCAAGUCCUUGAUUGGAGAACCCAUUUGAAUAUAUUUGAAGGGGUAGCACGUGGGCUGGCAUAUCUCCAUGAGGAUUCUGGGAUUUGCAUAGUGCAUAGAGAUAUAGAACCCAGUAAUAUAUUACUUGACGAGAAUUUCAAUGCCAAAAUCUGCGAUUUUGGUUUGGGAACAGUCUUAGAUAAGAAUGACAUCCAUCAAAAAAUACCAGUUGCUGGAACGGAAGGCUACAUAGCUCCCGAAUGUAAGUCUGAUGGUCGAGUAACAGAUAAAGCAGAUGUUUUCAGCUUUGGUGUGGUCGUGUUACAAAUAAUGUCUGGCAAAAGACAGGUGGAAUCUAAUUUCUCCUUCCCAGACCUUGUGAAGUGGGCGUGGAAUCUUCAUGAGGAGAAUCGCCAUUUCGAUCUAGUAGACAGCAGGUUACUUUGUAGUGAAAAUUUCGACUCAAAAAUUGCAAUGAGAGUGAUACUGAUUGCCCUUCAAUGCACACAAGAAGCGAGGUUGAGACCUUCAAUGUCAAAGGUAUCAUUCUUGUUGUCAUUGUCUAGCGAAGAAGAAAUUGGCAUGCCUACACUGACAAAGCCAGAUUAUCUCUGUAACAGCUAAUUGGCCCUCUUUCUUAAUGUUAUUCUAGUCAAUUUCCUGUCACAAACCUUAGUUCUUUCCUAAGCUUUACUCAAAUUCACAUGCCAUGUGAGUAAUAUUUGGCACAUCAUCUAAACUCACUCACCAUUCAGAUCUCCUUUACAAUUAAAUUUACAAGUACAGUACAUCAAAAGUACUCUCUAUCAAUAAUUCCACAAGCAACUAAUUUAGAGAUUGCUCAUAACACUUACCUUCAUUUCAUAUUUUCUAGUUUGUAUCCAAAAUAUUCUUAGCAUCAAGAUUCUAUAUGUAUGCUACGUUACUUCGUUGGCUGGUUGCCUUUGUGUGGUCCCAGCAGCUGAGCCCUGUUAAUGUUCAGAUUUAAUGAUUAAGAAAAUGACAAUUAAUUAUUUUAA